Lentinula edodes (shiitake mushroom) is the source of this 1355-nucleotide messenger RNA. RefSeq lists its product as uncharacterized. Bases 231 to 1178 code for a protein of 315 amino acids. Gene Ontology annotation, molecular function: protein binding. The record is from RefSeq and is a predicted model, not a curated record. The transcript has a single exon. Lineage: Eukaryota; Fungi; Basidiomycota; Agaricomycetes; Agaricales; Omphalotaceae.
GCGCUAACUUGAUCCGGAUGUUUGGCAAUAGAAGGGCUUCUCUGGGUCUUCUUUACCUUACUGUGCUGGCCUUCAAUAGGAUAGGACCUCGGCUCGUUACUUUCUCUCUCAACGAAAGUAUAUAAAGCUUCCAGGCCGGGAAGCACCGAACACACUAGACUACAAAUGUCCCCACACAACUUGAUGAUGAUCAAUCUAGAAGCUUCUGAAGGAUAACCACCAUCUGACCCAUGGUGGCGCUCCUUCCUUAUGAGCUUUACGAGCUCAUCAUUGACGAACUCCGGUACUCCUUCCCUGACCUCAAAGCAUGUAGUCUCGUUUGUAAAGCAUGGCUGCCUCGCUGUCGAUAUCAUCUUUAUCGUGUUAUACGAAUAGGUCCUCGAAGGGUACAUGGGAUCGAAAAGGAACGAAUGGCAUUUUUUCUCAAAAAGUUCACAGCGUCGUUCACCCAUACCUUCAACCUACCCGAAAUCACCUCUUGUGUUCAAGGUCUCUCCCUUGAAUCCCACAUCCGCGACGUCAUGUACAGCCCACCUGGUUUGAUGCCUCCGCCUACUCUCCACUCAUUACCAAAAGGAAAAGCUGUUAUCCAGCCAUCCAUUUUCUCCGUCGACCUUCCGUUUCAAUCGCCGCUCAGGUUCUUACGCACACACUGGAGACUCAUCGAUAUGCUCGAUAAACAGCAUGAUAGUAUGAACGACAUUCAAAUGUUUGAGCGGAUUUUAGACCGAAGCCACUCCCUCGAACAUCUGGUCAUCGAGAACUAUUGGCAAUUCCAUGCACGUCGAGAUAUUCUGUGCUCCAUUGCGGUACACGCUCCGAAUUUGAAAACCCUCUGUCUAUCAGAAUUCAGAUGGUUUCCUUCGUUUAACCACCUUAUCCUUGAAGAUAUAUUCGAUGAGUGGUUGGUCAAAUUUGUUUCGACGGGUGUAGCCCCUCUGCAGUUAGAUCGUCUGUGUCUUCGGAAUUUCUCGUCAAAGGGUACCAACUUGAUUCAAUUGGUUAUCCUGCCUUCUCCAUGUUUGAACCUGUGCUCGUUGCGUUAUUUAGCCAUGUCGGCGAAGGACCUAUGUGCAGCUCUCGGUGGACAGUUCCCUGAGCUCGGAAAAGAGCUUGUACAUCUUACAGUGUUGAAUCUCAAUACUUCGAGUGCGUAUACUCGACUUUAUGUUGCAUGAAUCAAUACUAAUAUUCCCGUCUUGUGGCAGGCUUCCGACUUCUCUCCAAAACGUUUCCGAAACUCUCAGAGUUGCAACUCUUCGUAAAAGACGAAUACCAUUUGUUGCGUUUUGUCCAGGACCUCACAUUUCAUUGGUCCCAUGUGUCGACCUCACUGGAUCUUCACAUUAACUUCG